AUGUCUGGACUUAUCCGCCGCCUCGUCCCCGGCAAGACCGAAUACUUCACCUUCCGAGACGGCCAAUGGCGGCCCGUCGAAGCGCACGGCACCACCAUCCUCGUGCCGCGCUCCGACGGACUGCUGCCCAUCACGUCCGUCGCCCGCCAGCACUACGCCCGCACCGUGAUGAGCGCGACGCCCUCUUCGUCGACGUCGCCCUCCCCGGUGCGUCGCACACACUGCGCUGUGACCACCCACCUCGAGUCGCCGCGCGCUGUCCCGCCCAAACGGCCUGUCCAGCUGGCUGCCGCGGCGGCACACCUGCGCCAGGAGUAUGCCGGGGUAUUGGCCGGGGAUCUGAACGCCACUGAGAAGUUUGGCAGGAACGCUGCCUGCCGAAGGUUUGGGAUGGAUGUGGUGGUGGAGGAGGAGGAGGAGGAGGAGGCGGAUAGGGAGUCGAUGGAGGAGUGGGAUCUGGAGAAGCCGUGGGUGACGGAUCAUUUGGGGUUCAAGGCGGAAUUUGUGGUUGAGGUGGGUGAGGCGGUCGGUGAGAGUCGGGGCGGUGUGAGGGGGGGUUUCUAG
Messenger RNA from Parathielavia appendiculata, 564 nucleotides. RefSeq lists its product as uncharacterized. NCBI's taxonomy places the organism in Eukaryota, Fungi, Ascomycota, Sordariomycetes, Sordariales, Chaetomiaceae. The record is from RefSeq and is a predicted model, not a curated record. The coding region runs from base 1 to 564 and encodes 187 amino acids. The transcript has 3 exons.